AAAUUAUUUUUCUUUGUUAUUUCAAAUUGGCCCCACUUUAUCUUAAGAAUCCACCCAGGACUUGCAAUUUAUAACCCCAAGCCCUUGGAAACUUUUGAGAUGAUACAAAUGCCCCUUCUAGUCCUGGAUUCAUGGCAACACAAGUAGUGAAAAGAGAGAAACAAACAAGACGAUUUAGCCAAAAAACCCAAAAAAGGUUUAUGCAGGGUUUAAGGCGGCCGGUAUGCUAAGACCACUAUCAUACCCUCUCUAUGAACUCAUUUCCUUUCUCAAAUUGCAUUACCCGCGCAUUUUAAUUCAUCUCUCAAUCACUUCAAUUCCAUUUCUUUUUUUCUUUUCCUUUAAUUAGAGUGCCAACUCCCGUAUAUUUUCUACCAAAAAUUUUGAUCCUUUGAUUACUUUUGAUAAGAAACCCACAAUUCUAUCUCUAAACCAUCCACAGUUAUGUGGAGAAACGUCGCAAAACAAGCCACUUUGAAAUCCCAAUCAAAGUCCCUCAAUUUCCCUUCAUUUCCAAGAACUUACAGCUUUUUAGGAGCCUCUAAAGAACCCAUCUUUUUUGAGAAACUGAAGUUCCAUUCGCUUAAUAACACAAGUCCACGACUGAGUUUUCGAGCAAUUGGCGAAAUAUCAACCCAUGAAGAUUUUAUGGGAAAACCCAGUUUUAUUUUUUUGAGAAAUAGUGAUAGUACUAAUGGGAAUUGGUGUGCUGGAUUUUGUCCAAGAGGGUAUGUGAGUGUAGCUGAGGCAGUGUCAUCAACAGAUGUUGAAGAUAAUGUGUAUGGUGCGGAUGAAGUGCAAGAAUUGCUGCCAGAAAUGAGGAAAGAAGAGGAGAAAGAGGAGCACUUUAGGAGGAGGAGGCUACAUGCUAACCCUGGAGUAGGGUCAAGGAAGCAUAGGGUCUUAAGGAGAAGGCAAGUGAAGAUUGAGGCGGAAGCAUGGGAACUGGCAACGAAAGAAUAUAAGGAGCUUUUGAAGGAUAUGUGUGAGCAUAAGUUGGCUCCUAAUUUGCCAUAUAUGAAGAGUUUGUUCCUUGGUUGGUUUGAGCCUUUUAGAGACGCAAUUGCGAAAGAGCAGGAGUUGAUUAGAACGGGGAAGAGUAGGCAGGGUUAUGCUCCGUAUUUUGAUCUGUUGCCAGCUGACAAGAUGUCUGUUAUUGCAAUGCAUCAACUCGCAGCAAUGGUAAUGACAGGUGGGGAACAUGGAUGUGCAAGAGUUGUGACUGCUGCUUGUAUGAUUGGUGAUGCAAUUGAGCAGGAGUUUUUACUUUCCGUCCAAGUUCUUCUGCUGUUCAUGGUUCCAGGGAGGACACUAAAUGUAGUUUCUGUGAUGAAACAGAUUAGAAUACACAAUAUCUUGGAGAAAACAAGGAAGAAAAAGGAAAAGACUUAUGAUAGCAAGAAUGGUGUAGAAGGUGAAUCCCCUGCUGUCAUGAAGGAACAAGAAAACCUAAGAAAAAAGGUCACUGAUUUGAUUAAAAAACAAAAGCUGCCAGCUGUGAGGAAGAUUGUGAAGGGGAAGGAUGAUUCAAAACCAUGGAAUGCAGAUGCUAGGGCUAAGGUUGGAAGCCGUCUAAUUGAAUUGCUGUUACAAACAGCUUAUAUACAGCCUCCCUGUGAUCAGUUAGCUGAUAGUCCAUCUGAACCUCGACCUGCAUUUGUACAUACAUUCAGAACUGUGUCAUAUGAAAAUAAGAAGGGCGCGAAAAAAUAUGGUGUUAUUCAAUGUGACCCACUAGUCCUCAAAGGCCUAGAGAAAACUGCUAGGCACAUGGUGAUUCCUUAUAUGCCAAUGUUGGUGCCACCACUUAGAUGGAGAGGUUAUGAUAAAGGAGCUCACUUGUUCUUACCAUCCUAUGUCAUGCGGAUACAUGGUGCUAAACAGCAACGUGAAGCAGUUAAGAGGGCACCUAGGAAGCAGCUACGACCAGUUUUUGAGGCCCUGGAUACGCUAGGGAAUACCAGAUGGAGGGUAAAUAAGAGGGUACUUAGUGUUGUUGAUAGAAUAUGGAGUAAUGGAGGCUGUCUUGCUGAUUUAGUAGACCACAGUGAUGUUCCUUUACCUGAGAAGCCAGAAACAGAAGAUGAAGCACUACUUAAGAAGUGGAAGUGGAAACUCAGAGGAGUGAAAAAAGAGAACAAGGAAAGACAUGCACAGCGUUGUGACAUAGAACUUAAACUUGCUGUAGCACGGAAGAUGAAAGAUGAAGAGGGUUUCUAUUAUCCACACAAUAUUGACUUUCGUGGGCGUGCCUACCCCAUGCACCCAUACUUAAACCAUCUUGGAUCAGAUCUGUGCCGGGGGAUUUUGGAGUUCGCAGAGGGACGCCCUCUUGGAAAGUCAGGCUUACGCUGGCUGAAGAUACACAUUGCAAAUUUAUUUGCUGGUGGUGUAGACAAGCUAUCUUAUGAGGGACGGAUAGCUUUUACUGAGAAUCACCUUGAUGAUAUAUUUGAUUCCGCAGACAAACCACUUGACGGAAAGCGUUGGUGGUUGCAUGCAGAAGAUCCAUUUCAGUUCUUGGCUGUGUGCAUUAACCUAACUGAAGCUUUGAGAAGCUCCUCGCCAGAAACAUAUAUUUCACAUAUUCCUGUUCAUCAGGAUGGUUCCUGCAAUGGCCUACAACACUACGCUGCACUUGGAAGAGACAAGUUGGGAGCAGCUGCUGUUAAUCUAGUUGCAGGAGAGAAGCCUGCAGAUGUCUACUCGGGAAUAGCUGCUAGAGUACUUGAUAUCAUGCGGAGGGAUGCACAGAAAGAUCCAGAUGUUUUUCCUGAUGCAUUGCGUGCAAAAGAAUUAAUUAACCAGGUGGAUAGGAAAUUGGUGAAACAGACAGUGAUGACAUCUGUAUAUGGUGUAACUUACAUUGGUGCUAGAGACCAGAUCAAAAGGAGGUUAAAGGAACGUGGUAUCACAGAGGAGUCAGAUAUCUUUGGUUGUUCUUGCUAUGCUGCAAAGGUAACCUUAACUGCCUUAGGAGAGAUGUUUGAAGCUGCACGAAGUAUCAUGAACUGGCUUGGGGAUUGUGCAAAGAUUAUCGCAUCUGAAAAUGAGCCAGUGCGGUGGACAACUCCCCUAGGACUUCCUGUUGUACAACCUUAUCGUAAAUUAGGGACGCGAAGUAUCAAAACUUCCCUACAGGUUUUAAUACUACAAAAAGAAACUGACAAGGUUAUGGUCCAACGACAGAGAACAGCUUUCCCACCAAAUUUUGUUCAUUCCCUUGAUAGUUCUCAUAUGAUGAUGACUGCAGUUGCCUGCAAAGGGGCAGGCUUAAACUUUGCAGGAGUUCACGAUUCAUAUUGGACGCAUGCAUGUGAUGUGGAUGAAAUGAACAGGAUACUGAGGGAAAAGUUUGUUGAACUCUAUGAAACACCUAUAUUGGAGAAUUUGUUGGAGAGCUUUGAAAAGUCUUUUCCCACGUUGUCUUUUCCGCCUUUGCCUGACCGGGGAGACUUUGAGCUGAGGGAAGUGUUGGAAUCACCUUAUUUCUUUUGGUCUGUGAGUUUUGACUCAGCUCUGAAUGCUGUUGUAUAGCAAGCAUAUUUAUUUUGUUCUGGGAAUAGGCCUCGCUGGGUUCUUGCAUUGAACAAGAAUGAAUGAAGAGACUUGUGAUCA
Populus trichocarpa (black cottonwood) is the source of this 3618-nucleotide messenger RNA. Its product is annotated as DNA-directed RNA polymerase 2, chloroplastic/mitochondrial. Gene Ontology annotation, biological process: mitochondrial transcription. The transcript is spliced from 21 exons. The coding region runs from base 445 to 3537 and encodes 1030 amino acids. Gene Ontology annotation, molecular function: DNA-directed RNA polymerase activity; DNA binding. Gene Ontology annotation, cellular component: mitochondrial DNA-directed RNA polymerase complex. Lineage: Eukaryota; Viridiplantae; Streptophyta; Magnoliopsida; Malpighiales; Salicaceae. The record is from RefSeq and is a predicted model, not a curated record.